Rhineura floridana is the source of this 2526-nucleotide messenger RNA. RefSeq names its product flavin-containing monooxygenase 5-like. Gene Ontology annotation, molecular function: flavin adenine dinucleotide binding; NADP binding; N,N-dimethylaniline monooxygenase activity. The transcript has 10 exons. NCBI's taxonomy places the organism in Eukaryota, Metazoa, Chordata, Lepidosauria, Squamata, Rhineuridae. Bases 172 to 1773 code for a protein of 533 amino acids. The record is from RefSeq and is a predicted model, not a curated record.
AUUCCAUCUGCAGCCUUCUCAGCUUCUCGGGACUCUUCUUAUCAGGAUGCCUCUUGCUUCACACAAUGAAGACCGAAAGGAUGUUAGGCCUCAAGGAAAGAGCCUAUUCUGCUACUAGUGAGCUCAGAUUAUGGGUCUAGCCCUGACAUUUCUGAACUUGGGAAACAGACCAUGGCAAAGAAGAAAGUUGCAAUUAUAGGAGGUGGCUCCAGUGGACUUUGUAACAUCAAAUGCUGUUUGGAUGAGGGUCUCGAUCCUACAUGCUUUGAGAGCAGUGAAGACAUUGGGGGGCUCUGGAGGUUCAAGGAGAAUCCUGAGGAGGACCGGGCCAGCAUUUAUAGAUCUGUAAUCAUCAACACUUCCAAGGAGAUGAUGUGCUUCAGUGACUUCCCCAUCCCCGAUGACUUCCCCAACUACAUGCACAACUCCAAGAUUAUGUACUAUUUCCGGAUGUAUGCCAAGCACUUUGAUCUUUUGAAAUACAUCCGCUUCAGGACUAAAGUGUGCUGUGUAACAAGGCGCCCAGAUUUCUCUAGAACUGGUCAGUGGGAUGUUGUCACAGAGACUAAUGGGAAAGAGGAAUCUUCAGUCUUUGAUGCAGUCUUGGUUUGCACAGGCCACCAUACCAAUGCACAUGUGCCACUGAACUCUUUCCCAGGAAUUGAGAAGUUCAAGGGCCGCUACUUUCACAGCCGGGAUUACAAGAGUCCAGAUGAGUUUACAGGAAAAAGAGUAAUUGUGAUUGGCAUUGGGAACUCAGGAGGAGACCUUGCUGUGGAGAUAAGUCACACAGCAGAACAGGUCUACCUGAGCACUCGCAGAGGAGCAUGGGUCCUUAAUCGUGUUGGCGAAGAAGGCUAUCCUGGAGAUGUGGUACUUUCGACUCGGUAUAACACAUUGUGGAGGCAAUGCUUUACUACUUCCAUGGUAAACCAAUGGAUGGAGAACAGUUUAAAUGCAAGAUUCAACCAUUCUCAUUAUGGUUUGAAACCUAAACACAGGGUUUUUAGCCAACAUCCAACCAUCAAUGAUGACCUCCCAAACUGCAUCAUUUCAGGGAAAGUGCUAGUGAAACCAAACAUCAGUGAAUUUACUGAAACAGCUGCUGUCUUUGAAGAUGGCUCUAAGGAAGAGAAUAUCGAUUUUGUUGUCUUUGCCACAGGAUACAGUUUCUCUUUUCCUUUCCUUGGGAACUGUGUGAGAGUCAUUGAUAACCAAAUCCCCCUAUAUAAAUUUGUCUUCCCUCCUCAUCUGGAGCAGCCGACUCUGGCUAUCAUUGGUCUUGUCCAGCCAUUGGGCGCCAUCAUGCCCAUUGCAGAACUGCAGGCUCGCUGGGCUACUCGUGUAUUUAAGGGACUUGUUAAGUUACCAUCAACAAAUGAGAUGAUGUCCAGUAUUACCAUGACCCAAACAUCCAUGGCGCAACGGUAUGUGAAAAGCCAACGCCAUACCAUCCAAGUGGACUAUAUUGAGUACAUGGAUGAAGUGGCCUGUCUGUUAGAUGUAAAGCCCACCAUAUGGCCCCUGUUUCUUACAGAUCCCAAGCUGGCCUGGGAAAUUUACUUUGGGCCAUGCACACCAUAUCAGUAUCGCCUGCAAGGACCAGGGAAAUGGGAUGGAGCCAGAAAAGCUAUCCUGACACAGUAUGACCGGAUCCUAAAACCCAUGAGAACCAGGCCUGUUGACAACUCAGGCAUCAGAUCCUUGGUACCCUUGUGGGUUAAGUUGGUUGGCCUUGUUGCUCUAUUUGCUGUAAUUUUUGCUUAUUUUUAAAUGCUAAAGAACAACAUUGUUAAAUAUCAAGAGCAAUUAGAUAAACCUGAUCAUCUAGUUCCUUCUGUUUUUAUAUUUUAAUCUAAUGAAUUUCAUCAUCCUGUUUAAAUCCACGCUUAGAUUGUUGUGAAGAAGGCCUUUGCACACAAAUUUUUAAUGUGGACCUGUUUUGCUUUAUAGGAUGGUCACUACUCUUGGUUCCUCUACCUUCCUUGGUGUGCCCAAUAUUCAGCCACUGCUUCCCUCCAUUCGGCCACUUGUGGAACAUUUUGGCUACAAAUCAUUUUCAAUAUAUUAACUAUUCAUGGUCAGUUAUGCCAUUGUUCUUCAACCUUGGGUCCCCUAUCUUGUUGGACUACAACUCCCAUCAUCCCCAGACAACAUGACCAAUGAUAAUGGGAUAAUGAGAUGUUGUAGUCAUCAACAUCUGGGGACCCAAGGUUGAAGAACAGUAAGCUAUAUCAUCUGUCUGUUUACAACCACUCUAUUUCAAAACAAAGUUCAAUUUCCAGUGAAGUUCCAAGUUCCAUAUUUGCUCUAGGUUGCCCUUUAACAGAUAUUUUUGUCUUUAUGCCCUAAAAUACAAGUUCAAAGGAAACCAUUCUCAGGGCAUCAGAGAUGCUGUUGUAGUGCAUUUCCUGCAUCAGAAGGAUGUUGAAGAUUAUCUUUGAGGUCUCUUCCUUUUUCCAACUGUAUAAUUGUAUAUCACUGGAAAAGAUGCACAGGGUUUAAAUAAAUAUUGUUUAUUGCACA